AUGAAAGCAAUGGCAGCCAAAGCCCUUUGCAGACUAGCGGAGGGGAACUCAGCCAUUUGCCGUAGCCUUGCAGAAUCAACAUCACUAUAUAGUUUCGGUGUGCUCCUGGAAAAGGGUUCCGAAAAUGCUCAACUUUAUUCUGUCCUUGCAUUAAUGGUGAUCAUGAAAGUGGCAGAGGAAGAUGCUGAUUUGAGAAGAUGUGCCUUCAGUCCUAAUUCUCCCACUUGGAAAUAUAUUGCUGAUCAAUUAUUACUGAAGAUCACUGAGAAUGUUGAAAACUCAAACUUCCAAGUCUUUUGCAUAAAAGCUAUUGGGAAUUUGGCAAAGACAUUUGGGUCAAGAGAGACAAGGAUGAUCAACCGAUUGGUGCAGCUUCUCAAUGGAAGCGAAUUUGAUGUUACCACGGAGGCUUGCAUUGCCCUCACAAAAUUUUCUUGUACGGGCAACUAUUUCCACACUGACCAUUCCAAGGCAAUAAUAAGUGCUGGAGCGAAGAGCUUGCCCAGGCUGAGGUGCUUGCCGCGCUUACGUGGGCAUCCAAGCUAUCUUAUAUGA
This is a messenger RNA of Prunus armeniaca (apricot), 555 nucleotides long. NCBI's taxonomy places the organism in Eukaryota, Viridiplantae, Streptophyta, Magnoliopsida, Rosales, Rosaceae. The record is from the annotation of a GenBank genome assembly.